Messenger RNA from Dermacentor andersoni, 3990 nucleotides. Lineage: Eukaryota; Metazoa; Arthropoda; Arachnida; Ixodida; Ixodidae. The record is from RefSeq and is a predicted model, not a curated record.
CGAAAAUCCGCGAUAACAACUCGCCAUUGCCCAUUUUCCGUGCGGCAAUGGCGCCUUAUACAAGUGCGGUGAGCUAGAAUUGUGGAAUAAGAACUAUAAUAGCUAGAAUUCUAGCUCGCAGUAUUGUGGCUGCCGUGACUGGCAUAGAUGCUUUAGAUGUUUGUGUCAACAGGUGUGUCGCAAUAUUCCAUCGUGUCACGACGGGAACAAUGAACGCAGUGGACGAGGACUGGAAAGUGGAGUGCAGCGACGAUGAGAAAUACCUGUCGCAGCGCGAUGACUAUGGUGGUCGAAGCUGGGAGCCUGCUCCCGAGGAUAUCAUUCGUUUGUACACAACUUUGGUUGAAAAAGGUACGCUCGAGCUGGAAUGGCGUUGCCCGGGCCGGCGUUCUCCGAGCGUCCAUUCGAACGAGUCGGAAGGAGCGGAGCGGCGCGCCGUGGAAGAGAACCAGACUAAGACGUCCGAACCAAACGAGUUCGACUUCGACGACGACGAAGGCCCGGACACCAGCUGCAGCCCGAAGAUUACGCCUCGGCGCCGAGCGGCGCCGCCUAGCAGCGUACAGAAGCGGGUCGCGAAAUUUGACAAGAUCGUUUUUGAUGUGCGCAGACAGCGCGAGCUCGAUGCCAUUGAUAAAAUCGAGCAGCGACAGCAGCCCCAGCAAGCGGAAAGCAGCUCGUCACCCAGCGUCAAGCGUUAAUGACGAGGCACGAAAUCGGCGGCGACGUUUUGUUCAUGCGUCGCGCUGUGACGACUUUCAGUCAAGUGCACAUUCGCUCUCUUAGUUUCGUGUCUGAAUGCGUUGUGCAAAGCACCAUCAUCCUUAGUACUGAUUCGAGCGAAGCAAAGCGUGAUACUAAAUUAUCCCCCGCCUUUUUUUCGUUUUUGCUUUAAUUAAUAUUUGUUUUGUGACGUGUGGAUAAAUUAUAUGGUGCCACUCGUACCCAGUGCUGUCAUAAAUUUUUGGCACGGGUCGGUAAACAGAGACAGAAAAGACGCUAAGGGCGCAUUCACACUUGCGAGUCGCAGAGGUCGUGCGACAGUCAGUCGCCUGCGACCAGGCAGCGGGUCGACAACACCGACGUUCACGCUUGCAAGGGCCAUAGAGGUUCAUACAAUAAUUACUAGAGGGAACUCUGGCGCUAGUGUGUACGGGAGCUGCAAUGAGAGUGGUUGUACCGUCAUAGGAAUUAUGGGAAGUACAUGGAUUUGCCUAAACUUCGUCCUUUUGGCUUCAAAUGGCUUUGUGAUUUUGUAAACUCGUUAGUUUCAACAAUGUGGCUUAAUGGUUUCAAUAUCAGGCGUCUGUGCUAGAGUUCCUGUGUUCGAAUCCUGCCGUCAGACAAUUUUAAUUAUGUUUAUUUAAUUAUGUGCUACACAGUACAUUGUUGAUGUACUGUGUAAUACAUAAUUAAAUAAACAUCGAUAAAAUUGUCCGAUGGCAGGAUUCGAACACAGGAACUCUAGCUCAGAAGCCUGAUAUUGAAACCGUUAAGCCACGAACGCAUGUAUAAAGUGAAUGAAAUGCCCUUAUGAAUUUAUUGCGGGCAUGCCAGUGCCUUCAGACCCUUGGAUCGUUUCUAUUUAACCACCUGGACAAACUCACUCGUUGCAAUAGCAAUUGUACAUGUUCGUGCGCGUUCGUGUGCGUAUUCUGCACGUUGAAGAGUAUAGAUUGCACUGAAGUUUACGACAAUAAGAUUCAUAUAGCAUAAUAUAGAAAGCCACAAGAACAUCUGAAUCCACAAGAACAAAUAUCAUACAAAUCCAUGUACUUCCCAUCGUUCCCGUCGUGGUACAACAACUGCAGCGCCAGAGUUCCCUCUAGUAAUUAUUGUAUGAAACUCUAUGGUAAGGGCCACCUCAGCGACCUGCGGGUCGCCUUCUCGCUUGAAACGAGAACUCUCGGGAAGGACAACGCUCACGUUUGCGGGCGUGUUCUCUGCUGCGACUGCGUCUCCUGCAUUCGAGCUCGGUGUGUUCUAAAAGUAAUUCUGAGCAAUGAAAUUGCCUGAAAAGAUGUUGCUUCUUCCACCGUGCAAGUCCUGCUCUUGCCAGUCUCUCAAGAUGAAUUUCUCAGAAGUCUGUGGUACUUACGAGAUAAGCCGAAUAUCUUCUCAAUCUCCAACCAUGCAAGCUCUUUCUUUGAUCUGUUAUUUAAAUCCGCAUGCCUCUUGUCGUUCAGAAAUAGGUACUCCUUCACCGCAUUCAGGAGGACCUCGGUGGAGUGCUUGGUUUUUCCUCCUCGAGCGAGUUUCGUUUUUGCCACCGGCAAUUACAACCAGAUGCACAAAGUCUUGUGCGCUCCUUCUGGGGCAUUGCUGAUUGGUUUAGCGGUUUGCAACUCGUAGUCACAAGGCUGGAAAAUCAAGCAGCGUGUGACUGGCCUCCAACCGUCGCUUUUCGACCAAUGCGACCAUUUGCGACUGUCGCAUUGUGACCAGAAGGGUCGCACGACCUCUGCAACUCGCAAGUGUGAAUGGACCCUAAAUUUUGCAUCAGUCACUAAAGCUGUCGCUAAACCUAUCGAGUUAAUUGCAAACACAGGCGUUUUGGAACAGGAUUAGCUAGCGUGGUAUGAAUCACCUAACAAAGUGUUUGUCUAAUGGCCACACAGAUGAGCAAUAAACAGUACAUUUACUGGCAAGGUUUAUAGGGCAUUUCAUUUUCUGAUAUACGUUCAGGUGGGUACACUGUUAGAGGGAACACAUGAGCGCGUGGCUCAUUUUCUGCGCAGCGUCAUGUACAAAAAGCACCGAAAACCAAGCGCAUGCACAAAAUGAUGCAGGGACAGUGCAUUCUGCGGGUGGUUCCACUGAACCACCCCUUUGCUUUUCUCACAUGCGGCCGCCCUGCCGUGCAAUUACAAGCCAAGAACCCUCCUCCGCUUAAUGAAGAAACAUUUAAUUUCAUGCACUGCCACCCAUGAGACGCAGGAAGCACACUACUGCAGUGACGUAGAAUGCAAAUAAGCAGGAGCAGAAUAAUUUUGUUUUGGAGAUGGUAUUUUUGGACAUGCCAAAUAACACCGCUGUGCUGUGUCUCACGCGAGCAUUCCACAGCCGGAAACACAUUCACAACACCAUCAGCAACGCCAAAUUGUUCAAUCUAUUUGCUUCAUGUGCUGGUGUCGCUCCCUCAGUGGCAUUUUGGAAGAAAAGAGCGACACCUUCGACCGAUUUAGGCUGUGUGUGUGUGUCCACAAUUCUGAUUCUCUGGUGGUAGAGAGAGAGUAAAAACUUUAUUGAAUAUAAAUAAAAUAAGGCGCGAUGGUUGGAGCCCCUAUUCCAGGGCCCCACUGGCACGAGCGGCUCGCUUGGCUUGGUCCAAAAAAGCCAACUGGCUCUCCCGACCCUCGUCCGCAAGCCACGCCUCCCACUGCCUAUUCUUCAUUAGUGGAUGUUGGUGUAAUAUGGGGCUGUCUAUGCGGAGGCCUCCUGGGGCACUCCCAUGUGAUGUGUUUUAGUGCUUUACACAGCUUUUCUAAACUCGUGAGACUGAGCGCGACAUAGCCAGACACCACUGAAACAUGCCGUGCACAACAGUGCCAAAAACAAGCUGUGGUGCGACUCGUGCUCAUUUCAUUGAGUCAGAUUUGCUUGGACAAGCGUAGUCGCUACAGCAUGCAUGCCUUUCUGCAGUUGCUCUGUCCGAUCCGAUUGUUAAUUCUGAAUCUCACCGUAUAAUUUUUUUGCAAUAUUGGUAAUUUUUUACAGCUGCGAAGGUUCACCAAUCAAGCAUGUUUAGUGAGACUGCAGAACCUGCGAGUUCUGCAAUGAUUUGAAGAUUCAUUCAAAUCGGUUUUACAAAAAGAAAAUUCAUUUUUGAGCACAAUGUGAGGCCUGCUAGGAACACCAUACUGUGAAGCACAAGCACUAUGUGAACACCACCAAUGUGAAGACAGCUGUUGCUUCAUCAUGGGGCGCUGUAUAUUUAAUUUUGGCCACAUGUUUGUAGAUUUUGAAUAUUAAAGGGCGUCCUCUACACCA